AAUCUACGUAAAUUUACUUUUCUUUAAAAAUAAUUAAUAAGUUUGAGAGAAUCGAGAAUAACGUUCAUCAUUACAAAUUAAAAAAUAUCGAUAAGCUAUCGAUUGCAGUGCAGGUUUAUCUCGAUGUACCUCAUUCAAAGUUCCUUCCAUUAAUCAGUAGCGCGUUUUCUAAAGAUUGUUGAGCAAGGUCAUACUUAACCUUUUAAGUAUAUUCUGAAAUGUCAAACUUAAAAAUUGUGUUUGUAGUAACGCAAUAAAUGCACUCACAAAAAGUAGACAUCCGAGCCAUAAUAAGGCUGUGUAGGGUUAGAAACAGUUAGCAUUUGGAGAAAGGUCAAUUGACAAAGAAUAAGCACACGAUUAAGCAUUUAUCUUAAAGAUGACGGUUAUGGAUUUUUUUGGUUGUGCUUUCUUGGCUUUUGGACCUCCAUUAGCCAUGUUCACAUUUACUAUAGCUAAUGAUCCAAUAAAAAUUAUCAUAUUAAUUGCCAGUGCCUUUUUCUGGCUUAUUUCAUUACUUUUAUCAUCUGUGCUUUGGUAUGCUGUUGUUCCACUUCAAAAUCAUCUUGCAUUUGGAUUAGUAUUUUCUGUAUUAUUCCAAGAAACUUUCAGGUACCUUUUAUACUGGGUAUUACGUAAAGCUGAAAGAGGUUUAGAAAAAGUAACCACAACACACGUAGCUGAUAGCAGACAUAUAUUUGCAUAUGUUUGUGGCCUAGGUUUCGGUUUUAUGAGUGGAGCUUUUGCUCUGGUCAAUGUGUUAGCAGAUGCAAUUGGUCCUGGAACCAUGGGUAUCAGACAUGGUACAGAAUACUUCUUCAUCGUAUCAGCAUCCACCACUUUGUGCUUCAUUUUACUUCAUACGUUCUGGGGUGUUAUUUUCUUUGCUGCUAUUGAUAGGCAAAAAUGGGGACAAAUUGUAUGGGUCGUAGGAUCACAUUUGUUUGUCUCCUGCAUGACCCUAUUAAAUGUAAAACAAUUUUAUGCAAUCAGUCUUUCAUUUGCUUACAUUGUAUUAAUUAUUAAUGCGGCUUUUGCCUUUAAGGUCGCAGGUGGAAAGAUGCGGAAUAUAGCUCAGUGUUUUACAAAAAAUUAAGAGCUUAUGUAAGCACUUGGUUAAUAAGAUAUAGAUGUAAAGAACAAAUAUUUCAUUUUUUAUAAGAAUAAAAGUCUGGAUAUGAUACAUUUGAUUUCUUAAUAAAUAACUAACGAAACGGCUGUUUACAAAAAUGAGUACAAGUCAAUGAGAGGAAUGAAUAUGAAAUAAUAGUUAAUUCUAUGAUCUCUAUUAACUUGUUAGAUACUCGAAAAAAAAUGAUUAAAAAAAAACGAAAGCAUCGAGAACCACAAUCAAAUUGUAAAUACACUACUUCAUUGAAUUAUUCGAAAAUUUCUGUUUUCAGAACUAUUUUAGAUAAUCCGAUCUAUUUUACUUGGUACGCUCUAGCAUUAAGUUUUUUGGUAAAAUUGCUAGUCCGUCCCUAAAUCCAUUGAGACAAAUGAUAAUGCUGUAGUUAUUGUUCAAACUGCAGUAGAGCAAAGACAAUGUUUUAAUUUAAAAUCUAGUUAUAUGACAUAGUGUACAGCAUAUUCAUUCAAGAAAAUUAAUACCUAUAAUGUGUGUGAUUGUAUGAAUGUAUGUUUGUGUAUUUAAUAUGUAUGAUAUAAUGAUGCAGAUUAUAUUAUGCAAAAGUUUAAAAACAAACUAUUACUUGAAUAUGGUAUUCAAAAGAUGCGAUAUAAAUAAGGAAUUGUUCAUUGAUUUUAUAUCUAAGAUAAUUUGUUAAAAAUGCAAUUUAGAUUAUUACUGGAUCAUGUUAUAUCUCGCAUCCUAAUUCAUUUACGACAUAUCAUAUCUCAAUAGUUUAUUAACCCCACUCAUAUUACAUUUCAUAUAUUGUGUGAUUCAAAUAAAAACCAUUUUUGUACAAUCGCAGGUGCAUUGAUCUAUUCCUUACCAUCAUCUCGGAAAUCAAGUAAAUGUGUAAUGUACAUAAAAUUCAUAAAAAUAUUAAAAUAUUUUUUGUAUAUCACUGUCUUCCAGAAAAAAAGCAAAAAGAAAAAAGAAAAAUCAAAGAAAAAUAAGAAAAGAAAAAAAUUAACAUCAUUGUUAUUCUCAUUUUUUUAAUUAAUAAAAUAACAAAUCAAUUUAGUGUAUAAAAACCAUUUGCCAUUGCAUAUUACUAUUUGUCACUCAGAAGUUAGAGAUCAAAUUGCCAUGCAUACUUUUUGACUAUUAAUAUCACAACUAUAGUUCUUGGAUGCUUCAAUACACAAAUUAAUAACUUUUUAAUAUACAACAUCUAUAAUAACUUUUUACAUACAAACUAAGUAUAGUAUAGGAGAAUAUACUUAGAUUAAUAAGAAUUUGGUAGAACCUCUAUCUCAAUAUCGUAAAAUUAGGUAUUACAAAAAUAUUGACUUUAUAAAUACUAUACUUUUUGAAGAGCAGCACUCUGAGAAUUCUCUAUUCUUUUUUACAUCAUACAUAAAAAAUAUAACAAGUUGAUAUUCAAUAUUAUCUUACAAAGUCUGUUUAAUAAAAAGUCCACUGUAUCAACAUUAAAAAAUAAGUAUACUGAAAUUUAAAAUAUGUUACACCACUGCAAUUGUUUGAGAGAAGCUACUUUUAAAAACUUUUCAAUUAUUAACAUUAUCUUGCAUUUUCAGAAAUAGGAAUAUAUUGCAUCGAAAUCUACGAAGUAUAAUACUUUGUACAAUUGCUUAAAAUAAUAUGAUCUGUAUAUUUUGCACCCUGUGAAGUGUAGAACUACAAAUGAGUUCUUUUUUGUAUUACACGUCUAUGAACUACUUGUUAAGGAAGCCAUGAGCAAUUCCAUCUUAUUCAAAAAAUUUUUUCCUUCCAUCUUGUCCCAUCUAACUUCUUUAAAAGAACCACCUAAAUUUUCCCAUUUUCUUUCUCGCACUAAUUGUCCCGGAAAGAAAUCUUUUCUAGGAGAAUGUGCAAUUGCCACUUGUACUCCUGUUUGGGGUUCACAUCUUACAGCUAUCAUUCUGAAAUUAACAAAUACGAACCAUAUAACAAUUGUUAUUAGAAAUAAUUUCAGGAGUAUAUAAAUUGUAAAUUACCUGUCACCGAUUGGCGAAGCUAAAAUACAACUACUUGCAUUUCCUAAAGGCUCAACUGCACCUAAACCGAGAUGAGAACUAUUUCCCAGAAGUUGCCACCCCAUACACUUUGCUAAAGAUUGUACUGCCGUUAUUUGGUGUUGAUAUAUCUAAAGUAAUCGUAGUAUUAAAUACAUUAUAUCAUUAAAUCUGUCUGUGUGUGUGGGUGUGUGUGUGUGUGUGGUAUAAUUCUACAUUGAUAAGUUGAGAUUAAUGAGUAAUAUUAAGAAACUAACCUGACAAAAAAUUAAAUCCCUUAAUUCCUGAGGUUCAUAACUCAUAUGCAUUACUCUGCCAUCUCUACAGACGCAUUUAAGUGAUUUUUCUCCUACAUGAACGAUCAACGAAGUACGAUAUAAACUGUCGUAUCCGUGUGUUAAUAUAUUAAUUUUAACACAUGACUGCGUAGGGGAAUUUAAUGCCAUCCAAUGAGAUACAAUUAAAGGAUCCUUAACUUCUUUUGCUAUUGUGUCCAGAACAUAUUCAAAGUUCAUAUCUAUCUGCCGCUGUUGGACCAGCCAAACAUCGGCGUUUACUAGGUCCAAGAGGACCCGAUGAAGGAUGAGGAAAUGGAUGAUGAGUAUUUUUAUGAUGUACUUCACGUAGCAAUUGAUGCAAGGAAUGUUCUAAUACAUGAUCAUGAUCAGUUUUGUGAGGUGGAGGGGCGGUUGGUUUUUUGUCAUUCCCAGUACUAUGACACAAACCUAUGAUCAGUUGAAUUCCUGGAAGCACCUGAUGCAACAAUAAAUUUUAUACAUUCCAUAAUCGAUUUUGUAAUUAAAUUAUUGUAAAGAACAUAAUAGUUACAGUAGCCAUAAUUUGAUUCCCAACAACCAUAUGCGGAAUUGGCGCACGUAAAUGUACAGCCUCUCUUGCCAAUUGACUAAAUAGUUCUUUACAGAAUAAAACAUUUUGUGCUGCUUCUAAUUUCUGUUGCCAAUGCAUAUCUGCAUUGGAACUAUGCGCACUACUAUUAAGUAAACUAAUGUUAGCACUACACAAAUCCUCCUGAUCUAAAAUAUAUAAUAAUGAUUUUCUAAACGAAUAUAAUCAAAAUCAUACAGAAAAAAAACAAAAAAAAAGAAGAAAAUUAUUAUAAAAUAUUAAAUUAAUAUUAUCUACCUUUCUGACAUAAUACUUCAAUAUAAGCUACUCCUUGUAAUUCACUAGGUAUAGUAACACGCAAUGCAGAUGCUUUUGAAUUGGAUGGACCAUGAGAUUGUCCCGUUGUAUUACUACUAGAAUUAGGUGAAGCAGGAGGACUACCAUUUGGUUUUUCUUCCUCUUCCGCUUUUGUUACUUCAAACAUACCAGUCUGAGUAUACUUAGAGCCAGCUGCAAUUAAUUUUUGUCAGAAAAAUAAUAUGUUGAAAAAUAAUUAUAGAUAAAAGUUAAACAGCAAAGAAAUUACCUGUUCUAUAACUAAGAUCUCCAAUUAUAGAAUUGGAUACUUUCUUUAAGCGCCAAUUUUGUCUUAAUCUUAACAAUUCAAUGUGAAAAUCUGGUGUAUUACGAUUCCUAGCUAAUUCAUUUUGACUAUUUCGUAGUCUUUCUGCUCCCGUCAUGAGAACCGAAGCAGCACCUGCUAAUGCUUUUUUUCUAGCAUAUACUUGUACCAUGGGUUUUACUUCAACUGAUUCUUGAGGUACAGGAUCCAAAACUAAAUAAUGUUUUUCUUUUGCUAUUAAAGAAUACCUCAAUUUGCUUCUAACACUAUCCCAUGGCCACAAUGAAGAUUGAAAAGAUGCUGGAUCUUUUGCGUCCUCUUCACUUUUUUCUCCAUUCUCAGGUGGUUCUUUUUUAAUUUCCUCUCCAUUGGUCUUACUAAAAUCUAUCUUUUGGGCAAUUUUUGCCAAAUUUUCCGACAAUGUAAGAGGCCUGUAAUAUUAAAGUUAGACGAAUUAAGGUUAACGUAAACAUUUAGAUUUUAUAACAAGAUUCAACAUCAUAAGUAAAAUAUUAUUUUAAACAUAGGUAUAAUUUAUAAAUUUAUAACAUACGCCUGAUAAAUUUCUUGCCCAUCAUAAGUGAUUUCUUGAAUUUGAUUUUCUAUCGGUGCUUCUACCGAAAUGUUCGCGGAAAACGCCAUUGUUGUUUACAUAUUUAAAGUUACGACUGAAAUUGCGCACAUAAUAUUUAUUUAGUAUAUAAAAAAACCAUUAUAACAUAACAUUAUUAUAACGGUGAAUACUUUGGGAAUAUAUUGUAAAAGAUUUUUGAACUAAUUACACAUAAAUGUAAUAAAUGAACAAUACGUUUCACUGUGUUCAACUCUAUACUAUAUAAAAUUCGUGAUUAUCAAAUUUUUGAAACUACCUGAAAAAAUAUUUAAUUAUUAUUAAAAUAUCAGUGAAAUUUUCUUUCGAUAUUAAAUUCUUUAAUUUAAUGAAAAUCGUAAUUUUACAAAAAUUAUUCUUUCUUCAUAUAUUAUCCAAUGACAGUAUGAUUACUUAGUACAACCAAUUACUAUGAAUUGAGUAACACAAAUCGACGUUGAUUGGAUGAUACAAUAAAUCUUAAUUCUUCUAUAAAUGACUUUGUUUUCAUAAAAGUAUUUAAAGUAAACAUUAAAGUAAACAUUAAAAAAAUUAUUUUAAGUAAACAUAUUAUUUAAAGUAAACAAUUUUAUAUAGAAAAGAUGAUACGUACAUUUUUAUAGAACGGAAAGUAUUUAAAAAUUAUUAAAAAUAAAAUAUAAAAAAAUAGAUACUAAACGUAUUGUAACCUACAUAUAAGAAAACAUGAUUGGAAUCUGGGAUAAACGUAAUUCAUUAAUAGAACCGGGGCCUUUUGUUCUUCCUUGAUGACAUAAAGGCUACCAUAUUUUCUUUAUCUGAAUAAUUGUGUAAAUACGGAAUUAAAGAGUAUCCAAAAAAUCUUCAUACAUUAUAUAAUUUUAUAUUAAAUGAAAUAAUAGUAUAAUUUUGUUUAUAUACUUUAUUAAUUCUAAUAAAGAAUUUGAAUAAUUUGAUAAUUUAAAUUAUAGGGAUCAAAAAUCGAAUAAUAACUACGAAAAUGGUAACAAAAACUUGAGAUGUAUGAAGAUUUCAAGACCUACGUAACAACUUUAAAUUUUGAAUUUUUUGUAUAUAUAUAUAUAUAUAUAUACAUACACAUUCGAAGCGCUUUGAAGUGUUUCUAACCCCGUCGCAAUGUAUAAAUGUAGGAAAAUAAAAAACAUACAUAUCAAAUAAUAAAAAAAAAGUCUCGGAUGAAGGAAAGUAUUAAAAAAGAAAAAAUUGUUAAGUAAGAUGAAAUGUAUAAAAUAUAAAUAAAUUUUCUUUCUCCACUGAUUAUUAACAAUAUAUCAAUACAGUAUUGUAUUAUUUAAUAGAAGCUAAGAGAACUGAUCUUCUUUCUGUAUUUUGAAAUAAUGCUCUAAUAAGUUGUUUUACUUGAAUAGCUGUAAAUUCUUUUGCAAGAGGACCUGUCCCAUUUGCCCAUCUAAUCUCUAUCUCUUUCAAUGAUGCACCAAGAACUUUAAUAAGUUCUAAGAAUUUUUUCCAUUUUCGUGCAUAUUGUGCUAUCUUCUCAGAUUCCUAAAAGUAAAAAAAAAGUGUUCUUGUCAAAUUUAUACAUAAUCAGCCCCCGCAUAUGUUCUUAUAAUUUCACUUUUACAGGAACAAGUUGAUGGAACAACUCUAUCUAUAUCAACUCUUUGAUCGCAGAAUCACACAUGACUACUUAACAGUGUUGUGGUAUAAUAAACAAGUUAAUAAAAUAAAUUCGAAUGAAAAUUAUUAUCUUUAUUAUUUUUGAAUCCUAGAAUUUAAAUUUGAUCACUCGACUUACUGGAAAUAUCAUUGGCGUUCGUGUUGCAACUGUAUUGAACAUUAUCACUAAGUCAGAAGCUAUAUCAGCAGGUAUAUCUUCAACAGAUGUAACUCUUAUUAUUAAAUCUUCGACCAUAGAAUUAGCGAUGCAUCCUGUUAGAAAUAUCAGCAAAAACCCGAGGUAGAACAUCUAACCAGACGGUCUUCAACAAUUCUAAUUGUCUGAUACAUUGUCUCAAUGCACGUUCAGUUGACGAAGGUAAUUCAGAAACCUGACCUAGUGCUGCUAAACCUAGUUACAUUUACAACUUCGAUUGUUAUAAAUUGUCUUUAAAAAUUAUAGUAUUUACAUUGAAGUUGACUACGACUGACCUGACUCUUUGAGAAUAUCUAUAAUAAUAUCUCUCUGAUAUCUCAUGUGCUCUAGGAAACAUUCAGAACCGACAUUGCGUAGUAUCAGUGUUUGAUCAGUAAAAGUUAAGUUAAGCUGUUGCAAUGAUCUCGGCAAUUUAUCCCUGUAUUCAUGUGCCAAUGUGAGUAGGUGGUGUGCGAGAUACAUACAGUUGUUGUGGAAUAGAGCUAAGAACAGUUGUAAUGUCUAGUGACCAAUAGAUACAUUCUAAUUUAUUUGUCGUAUAUUGGAAUCUUUUUCAUUUCAUCAAUACUUACCGACUUGUUGUGGUAUUGUUUCCAAAAAUUUUUUGUGAUGUUCAGGUACUAGUCCUGCAUACAUUUCAAAUACAUUUCUACAUGUAUAAAACAGUCUGACUGCAGAAGCAUCUGAACUGUCACAGGCCUCAUCCAAAAUACUUCUUGCAAGAUCUAGUAUUUCUUUCGCACUUUUGCUAUAAAAAGAUUCUUUUCAAAUUAAUUAUAAAUGACGAAUUAAUUGACAAUUUAAUGAAAAUUUGUAAUAUUAAAUACCUUAUUUGACAAGAUGGUAGUUGAAAAGAAGAUUCAUUUAAGUAUCUGUGAAUUGAUACGCCUUCACUUUCUAACUCAUCAUUUGGAAAUUUUAAUGGGAUCUAAGAAAUAAUAGCAACAAUUUUAGUACAUUCGAAUCAUUAAAGUUUUAAUGAAAUUUACCUCUGGUAUGUGUUUAAUUGAAUCAUGUAGAUCUUUCUUAAUAAUAUUUCUUGCUUUUACCAUUAAAUCUUGGCAUAUUUUAUCAAUAAAAAGUUUAUCAA
Vespa velutina is the source of this 8089-nucleotide messenger RNA. RefSeq names its product gamma-secretase subunit Aph-1-like. The transcript is spliced from 5 exons. NCBI's taxonomy places the organism in Eukaryota, Metazoa, Arthropoda, Insecta, Hymenoptera, Vespidae. Gene Ontology annotation, biological process: Notch receptor processing; positive regulation of catalytic activity; protein processing. Gene Ontology annotation, molecular function: protein-macromolecule adaptor activity. The coding region runs from base 380 to 1096 and encodes 238 amino acids. The record is from RefSeq and is a predicted model, not a curated record. Gene Ontology annotation, cellular component: gamma-secretase complex; endoplasmic reticulum; membrane.